GGGUGGGGGUGGGGGUGGGGGCGAGAGAUGCAGGGACCGGGGAUGGGCUUCGGAAAGCUCCCUGGACCCGACCUCUCGCCGCCUGAGGAUCCCCUAGCCUUGCACCGGUAAAGAGAGGGCCGCGACCGGCGAGGAACGAGUGGGCACGCAUGGGCCAACGAUUUAGGUGCAGGAACCCCACCCCCGCUCGGAAACCUCCGGAGCCCUGAGUCGUGCUGGGCGCUCCCCACCCCACCCCACCCCACCCCCGCCGCCUCUGCCGUCACUCACGGCCGCUGCUCGCUGGCUCGCUCGUGCGCUCUCCGCGCCACAGGCACCUGCUCGCCGGGCGCUCUGCGCUCACUUCUCGCUCGCACACUGCAGACUCCCGGCGUCGCCUCCGUCACCCGGCCUCGUCCCCAGCCCAGCACAGCGCUCCGCCCUUCUCCCUGGCCCCCGGCGCCCACCCACCAGCCAUGGCCUGGGCCUGGGACAAAGAGCGGUGCAGCUCUUUGCCCAAACUGGGGUCUGCUAGCCGCGGCUGAGCGCCCACUCGCCUUGCGGAGAGAGACGCGGAGGGACCAGCGGGGGCGGCGGCGGGAGAGCUCGGCAGGAGCCGGAGGAGGUGGCAUUCGGGAGCCAAAUCAGAACGAGACCGGGAGGCAGAAGCUCGCGGCUCUGAGGCGCGCGCUCCCUUGGCCAGGGAUGGGUCUCCGGGCGGCCCAGCCUCUGCCGGGCCCGCCGGGCAGAGACUAAAUUGAGCUACCCCAUAGUCCUGUGGACGGCCCGACAGAGGGAAGCACGGACAGAUCACCAGUAGCCUCCCGGCGGGACCUAGCGUCCUGCGCCCCCCGCGCAGCGCCCCCAGCCGGAGCCGCGCCGGGCAAGCCGGCGAGGGAGCUGGGCUGAUUGGCGGCCGCCGGCGGCCGGGGGAGGGGGCGCCGCGCGGGGCCAUGGCAGGCUCGGAGGCGUCCUAGCCCGAGCCCCGAGCCGGAUCCGAGCCCACGCUGCCGCCACCGCUGCCUCUCGGCGCCCGGGCCCCCGCCGCCGCCGCGCCCCCCGCGGGAGAUGGAACAGCGGAACCCUCUCGGAGCCCUCGGAUACCUGCCGCCGCUGCUGCUGCACGCCCUGCUGCUCUUCGUGGCCGACGCUACAUUUACCGAAGUCCCCAAAGAUGUGACAGUACGGGAGGGAGACGACAUCGAAAUGCCCUGCGCCUUCCGGGCUAGCGGAGCCACCUCGUAUUCGCUGGAGAUUCAGUGGUGGUACCUCAAGGAACCGCCCCGGGAGCUGCUGCACGAGCUGGCGCUCAGCGUGCCGGGCGCCCGGAGCAAGGUAACAAAUAAGGAUGCAACUAAAAUCAGCACCGUGCGCGUCCAGGGCAAUGACAUCUCACACCGGCUGCGGCUGUCCGCCGUGCGGCGGCAGGACGAAGGCGUGUACGAAUGCCGCGUGUCCGACUACAGCGACGAUGACACGCAGGAGCACAAGGCCCAGGCGUUGCUGCGCGUGCUCUCGCGCUUUGCGCCGCCCAACAUGCAGGCCGCCGAGGCCGUGUCCCACAUUCAGAGCAGCGGUCCGCGUCGCCACAGCGCCAACAGCGCAGCCAACGCCAACAACGUGGGUGCCACCGGCGCCGCGGGCCGCGCUACCUCCGAUCCCGACCGCGGCGACAAAAGCCUGCCUCCGGGGAGUCCUCCUGCGGCCCCGGGUCCUGCAGUCCCCGAGGCGGCAGCCGCCUCCGCGGCCCACGCAGCCACGACCACCGUCGCGGCUGCGGCCGCAGCUUCGUCAGCGUCACCGCCACUGGGCCAGGCGGUCCUUCUUCGCCAGAGGCACGGCUCAGGCACUGGCCCUAGCUCGGCCACAGACCCACUCCUGUCCCUGCUCCUGCUAGGUCUGCAUAAGUUCCUUCGCCUGCUGGUGGGGCACUGACAGACAUGGCCAUCCUGCUCACCUCAGCCGCCCCACAUGACCUGCCUGGACCUGGUGUGAGGCCCGCAGCCCCAGACGGACACAGAGAGACUGAGAGAAGCAUGACAGAGUCCACGUGGAAAAUGAAUAAAUCAUAUUUUGGGGGAGGUUACUCAAACGUAGAACACCUAAAAUAAUGCAUCUAGUUUCCAAAUAAGAUGGAAUUUGGGCCAUGCGGUAUGCAUGGGAUCCGUGAUUUCUCUACUUCAAUGUAUUUUUCUUUUCUAAACUUUUCCUCCAAGUCUUCAUUUUGCACGAACUGUUGAGCAGUUAUCUUUAGGAUACUAUGUAAAAAUGUUGGGUCAAAGCCUUUCUGACAAAGCAAAAUAUUUUUAGUAGAUUAUUGUGUUUAGGAAUUUUUUAUUUACUUCUUUUCUUUGGGAGCUUUCCUUUUUUUAUUGAAGUAAAUUAUUUCUUUUGAGACAUUUUGAUUAAAAAAGAUACAUCUUAUCAUAAUUAAAAUUCACUGUCAAUAAUAUUUAUUUUUAAAUAAAGAUUGGAAACAAGGUCAGACACUUGUUUAUAAACUGUAUUGUAUAUUGCUGAUAACAGUUGAAUAA
This is a messenger RNA of Mustela lutreola (European mink), 2513 nucleotides long. It is a transcript of the gene VSTM2B, whose product is annotated as V-set and transmembrane domain containing 2B. The transcript is spliced from 6 exons. The record is from RefSeq and is a predicted model, not a curated record. The coding region runs from base 1048 to 1914 and encodes 288 amino acids. NCBI's taxonomy places the organism in Eukaryota, Metazoa, Chordata, Mammalia, Carnivora, Mustelidae.